Molecule: messenger RNA, 1233 nt
Organism: Toxorhynchites rutilus septentrionalis
Lineage: Eukaryota; Metazoa; Arthropoda; Insecta; Diptera; Culicidae
Product: fumarylacetoacetate hydrolase domain-containing protein 2A-like
Exons: 5
Coding region: 138-1178 (346 amino acids)
Molecular function (GO): hydro-lyase activity
Source: RefSeq, a predicted model, not a curated record
CACACACACCCUUUUUCACGUGUUUCAAAUUACGUCUAUCGGGUGGGUUUUUAUCAUAAAAACAUCUCUCCCUGGAUGUUAUUCAACACACAUAGCGAGCACCGAUUUCUAUCGUUGGUGCGUAUUGAUCCAUCAGAAUGAGUAUCGCUAGAAGCAGAUGUGCCGUGCUGUUGCUCAGUAGUAUCAGUAGGAGUGCGACCGCUUCAACGAUCACGGUAAACAACAGUGUCAUUUGCGCUUAUCAUACCUUCGAUAGCAACCAAUCGUCACCAACAAUCGCCUCUAGGAGACAUUUUUCCCACUCCACUGCUCGUAACAUGAAAUUUGUGCAGUUUACUGUCGGCUCGAAGGGCGGUCCACAAAAGCUUGGUGUCCUGUCCGAGGAUAAUGGUUGUGUGACCGAAAUUGCCGAUAAACUUCCGCAGGAUCUUAUUGGUCUGAUCAAAUCUGGCGUUCCUCUGGGCAGAUUGGCACAACAGGAUGCGAGAGGAAAGUCGUUCAGCGUGAAGGAGGUGAAGUUGCUGGCGCCGGUGUCGAACCCGCAAAAAAUCCUAUGCAUCGGUCUGAACUAUCGGGGACACUGCGAGGAGCAGAACAAACCCGUCCCCAAGGAGCCAAUGUUUUUCAGCAAAUACGCAUCGGCAAUUGUCGGACCGUACGAUGAGGUGAUUGCCCAUGGAAUCACGAAUCAAAUCGAUUGGGAAGUGGAAUUGGCGGUCAUCAUCGGCAAAGAAGCCAAACAUGUAUCCAAGAGAGCUGCCAUGGAAUAUGUGUUCGGAUACACCGUUGCACAGGACAUAUCCGCCCGCGAUUGGCAGAAAACCCGCAACGGAGGUCAAUUUUUGAUUGGCAAAUCGAUGGAUACGUUCUGUCCUCUUGGGCCCGCCGUUGUCCAUAAAUCAUUGGUACCAGAUCCUCACAACUUAAUCAUCAGGUGUUCAAUAAAUGGAACGGAAAAGCAGAAGGGUAAUACCAGCGAGUUGGUGUUCAGGAUCGACGAUAUUAUCGAACGCGUUACACAAUCAAUUACAUUACUGCCAGGGGAUGUGAUUCUCACGGGAACGCCUGCCGGUGUGGGUAUGCAUCGCAACCCACCGGAAUUCCUAAAACCCGGGGACGUAAUUGAAAGCGAAAUCAAAUCAAUCGGAAAAAUCGUAAACAAGGUCGUUGCAGAUUAGUGAAAUAUCUCAAAAGACUCAUGUGCGUUGAUAUUGCUAACGCGCUUUGAUUAUA